CGUCACUGUGAUUCUUCGCUUAGUUAACAAGAGUUUAAAAUGUCAGGAGAAGUUGAACAAACCAAAAAAAGAGCACGUAGUGCAAAUUAUACAUCAGAAGAAAAAGCUACUUUAAUAAGUAUUGUUAGCAAGUAUAAAAAUAUAAUAGAAUCGAAAAAGACAGAUAAAGUAACAUGGAAAGAUAAAAAUGACACUUGGGAAACAGUCACAAAUGAAUUCAAUGCUGUAGCACCAAAUGGGAAUUAUCGCACAACAGACUCAUUAAAAAAGUUCUAUGAAAACAUGAAGAAAGAGACAAGAAAAAUGGCAGCACAAGAGAAGAUGGAAUUAUUUAAAACUGGUGGUGGAAGACCAACACACAAAAUACUAGAUCCAAUGCAUGAUUCUAUUUUAACAUUAAUGAAUAGUAAAACAGUCAAAGGGCUUAAUAAUAUGUUUGAUUCUGAUACAAUAAUACUUGAUUCUGAUUCAACAAACAUAUUUACCUCUGUUUCGAAUGCAAAUAACACGCUUGACAGUGUGACUAACAGUACUAUGGAUCACAACAAUGAAUCAGACUCAAAUACGGAAGAAUGUUGUAUGUAUGAAGUACUAGAGGAAGAUUAUUCGAAGGAAAUGAAUAAUACACACACAACAUAUAAUAUAGAUGUUAAUUCUAAUAUGAGUGCAUCGCAAAACAAGAAGGAAGUAAAGAAAACAAAACCAACAUUAAAUUGGCGUACAUAUGUACCGGAUAAAUUAAAAACAUCUAAGCAUACAGCAUUAAAAGUAAAUGAAAGUAAUACAUUUCAAGAUCAAGGAGAAUCAUCCAAAGAAAACGAAACGAAUACAUCUAAAACUAUAACUCGACGACGUAGACCAUCGACAAUGGCUCUUAACAGCUCUCACAUUUCUAAACAAUAUAGUGAUUUAGCAGAAAUUAAAAUGGAGCUUGCAAAGUUGCAGUUAAUAGCUCAAAAGGAAGAAAUGGCAGUUAAACAAAAACAAAAUGAAUUUGAAUUUGAAUUAAGGAAAAAGAGUUUAGAAUUAGACAUAGAACUUAAAAAGGCACAGUUGAAAAGAUUGCAAGCAAGUUCUUUUAUUCAACAGCCUUUUAAUAUUAAUUAA
This is a messenger RNA of Cyphomyrmex costatus, 1107 nucleotides long. Its product is annotated as myb/SANT-like DNA-binding domain-containing protein 3. The record is from RefSeq and is a predicted model, not a curated record. Bases 40 to 1107 code for a protein of 355 amino acids. NCBI's taxonomy places the organism in Eukaryota, Metazoa, Arthropoda, Insecta, Hymenoptera, Formicidae. The transcript has 4 exons.